Molecule: messenger RNA, 1017 nt
Organism: Fonsecaea multimorphosa CBS 102226
Lineage: Eukaryota; Fungi; Ascomycota; Eurotiomycetes; Chaetothyriales; Herpotrichiellaceae
Exons: 1
Coding region: 1-1017 (338 amino acids)
Source: RefSeq, a predicted model, not a curated record
AUGUCCCCACGUCUCAACUGGACGCCAGCCUCGCUACCGUCGCUGAAAGGACGCACCUAUGUGGUGACAGGCGGCAACACUGGAAUCGGAUACUGGACGGUGCACCAUCUCGCGCUGCACGGGGCGACCGUGUACAUGACCUCACGAUCAGCGGAAAAGGGGACGUCGGCGAUCUCUUCAAUCACAGCCGCCAUCAAAGAGAAACACCCUGAAGUCGACGUCGACGACGUCGAGAAGCGGAUCCACCUGGUGGUGAUGGACCUGAUGUCCUUACGCACUGUGGUAGCAGGCGCGAAACGCAUCCUCUCAGAAUGCACGCAGCUGCACGGGCUGGUCAACUCGGCAGGGAUUAUGGCCACGCCGUACCUUCUCAGCGAAGACGGGUACGAGUCGCAGUGGCAGACCAACUACGUGGCGCACUGGCUGCUGACACACCACUUACUGCCCUUACUAGAGUCGACGGCCCGGGUAUCGCCCGAGGGAGUCGUCCGCGUGGUCAACGUCUCGUCCAUGGGCCACGCCGCGACGUCCAAGGAAGGCAUUCGCUUCGAGGACACUUCUCUCAAGGACGCAUUCACAUUCCGCCGCUACGCGCAGAGCAAACUGGCCAACAUCCUGCACGCCAACGCCCUGCAUGCGCGGUACAACAACAACAACAACAAGCCGUCCUCAAGCGGCGAAGAAGCCAAUCCCCCUCCCCCACACAUAUGGGCCAUCUCCCUGCACCCAGGCAACAUCAACACACAACUCAACACCCACGCAUGGGGCGGACACACACUCGUGCCCCUCCUGCGCUGCAUGGGGGUGUACAUCACGCCCGAGCAAGGGAGCUACAACUCUUUAUGGGCCGUCGCCGCCGCCCCAGAAGUCUCGCGUGACAUGUCGGGACACUACUUCAUCCCCGUCGGCGAGCGGAAACAACCCAGUAAAUUGGCCCAGGACCCCGAGGGAACGCUGGCAGGGAAGCUGUGGGACUGGACGGAGAGAGAGAUGAGGGGGAAGGGGUUCUUGGAUUAG